AGUUUUACUUAAAAAGUUAUACAAAAGUACAAAAGAAAAGUAUAUUUCACGAGAAAAUAGCGUUAUUGCAGUUCCUAACUUAGUUUUUUUAUUAAUAAAAUGAUUAGCAAUAUAAAUAAACAUAAGAAACAUAUUAUAAUUUAAAAUGUAAAGCUCAUGAUUAAAAUGAUCUAAUAGAUGUGUCAUACAAAUGUAUGCAAUUAAGUAUUUAUGAAUUUAACAAGAGUCAAUUAAUGUUAUUAGAUCAUAAAUGGACAUUUCAAAAAAAAAGUAUUAUAAUAGAAAUGUAUUACAUUAAAUCAAUAUCAAAGUUGUAAGAUGUGUCUUCACCGUUUUAAAUUACGAUCCGUGUUUCUGAUUGGAUUUGGAAUUGGUUUUCUCUUUGCAAUAUUUUUGUUUAUUAAUCAACAUUUAUUUUGCAACAUUUCUAAUUGCCAAAAAUCUGCAUUAAAUUUAUAUUCUACAAGUAAGAAUGCUCUUUUUAAAUGGUUCAUGUCUGAUAUAUGGAUCAACGAAGAGAUUAUUUUUCAAAGUUGGAAUAAAUCAACAUAUAGUGAGUGGUUAAAUAAUAAAAAACUGAUAUUAAGUAAUAUUGAUAUGGAUAUUUAUCUUUAUGGAUCUGAAAAAAAGAAGCAAUUAGAAUCUAAUUGGUUGAAAUCACAUGUUCACAUCACUUGUGCUGUAUUUGUAAAAAAAAUUAAAUUAGCUAGAGCUAUCCAAAAUACUUGGGGAAAACAUUGUAAUAGAAUAUACUUUUUUGGUCAAUUAAAAGAUAUCAAAGUGCCUAUUAUAAAUUUUGAAAUAAAAUUAGUAUCCUCAUGGCAACUUCUUUGUGAAGCUUUUAAUUAUAUUUGGAGAAAUAAUGAAACUUUAGAAUGGCUUAUCUUUGUAAAAGAUGAUACAUUAGUGAUUCUUGAAAAUUUACGUUAUAUGCUUGCUCCAUUAAAUCAUACUCAGGAUCAUUAUUUAGGUCAUGCAAUACUUCUAUGGGGUCAACCAUAUAAUGUUGCUAAUGCAGGAUAUGUAAUUAGCAUGGGAGUUCUUAAAAAACUAAUUAAUAUGUUUGAUAAUUCAAAGAAAUGUAUAAUCAGUGGCAAAUAUUGGAAACAGGAAGAUUAUUAUCUUGCUAGACAUUUGGCUUCUAUAGGAAUUUAUCCUUCUGAUACAAGAGAUCAGUAUCAGAGAGGCACCUUCCAUGGAUAUUCUUUGCAAUCUUUAUUAUGGGGUGUUGUUAAAACUAGUGCUUAUUGGACUCGUGCUUUGUAUCCAAUAAAAAAUGAGUGCUGCUCAUUUAUGUCUGUUACUUUUAAUGUAGAAGAAUCUGAAAAAAUGUAUACUUUUAGUUAUUUAUUAUAUAAUUUUUAUGUUUUAAAGAAGAAAGCUGUGUUUGGAAAUAGAAAAAUAACAACAUCUACAUCAGAUGAAGAUGUAUGGAAAGUCGCAUUAAAAGAAGAAUUUAAUAUUACACAUUUAAAUAAUAUUUCUAGUGAAAUGUAUUAUGAAAUAUGGCACUCAAAAUAUUCUGAACCAGAACAAUUAAUUAAGAAUAAUUAUCAGAUUAAAGAUUCAGAAUCUAAAUAA
Molecule: messenger RNA, 1581 nt
Organism: Apis laboriosa (Himalayan honeybee)
Lineage: Eukaryota; Metazoa; Arthropoda; Insecta; Hymenoptera; Apidae
Product: C1GALT1-specific chaperone 1-like
Exons: 4
Coding region: 319-1581 (420 amino acids)
Cellular component (GO): membrane
Molecular function (GO): N-acetylgalactosaminide beta-1,3-galactosyltransferase activity
Source: RefSeq, a predicted model, not a curated record